Messenger RNA from Carassius auratus (goldfish), 3839 nucleotides. RefSeq names its product putative neural-cadherin 2. Bases 78 to 1757 code for a protein of 559 amino acids. Gene Ontology annotation, biological process: homophilic cell-cell adhesion. Gene Ontology annotation, molecular function: calcium ion binding. The transcript is spliced from 7 exons. The record is from RefSeq and is a predicted model, not a curated record. Lineage: Eukaryota; Metazoa; Chordata; Actinopteri; Cypriniformes; Cyprinidae.
UUGACUCUCUCUCUUGGUCUCAGUUUUAUGACCUCAGUUCACCAGCUGAUUCCUCUGGUAGUGCUCCAGGAUGUCGAAUGACGGACAAUAGUUGUGUGAACAUGGGCUUUCCUUCCUGUGGGACCCGGGGCCGCUGCCAUGGAGAGUGGGGUUCCUUCAGCUGUCAGUGCACACCUGGGUACAGCGGGCAUCAGUGUGAAAAGGAGGUCCCUGAGUAUUCUUUUGAUGGAAGGAGUCACAUACACUUUCAGCUGGCCUUCACUCUCCCAGCCAGACACACACAGGUUCAGGUCCUGGUCCGGACACGCAAACACAGUAGCUGUAUCCUCAGCCUGCUGUCCAAAGAACAGAAUGAAUAUCUCAAACUGGAGAUCUAUCAGGGUCUGUUAAGUGUCUUCUACAACCUCGGUGAUGGGGACUUCAACUUGACAUUGCCCUCUUAUCGUUUAGACAACGGAGAAUGGCAUGACAUUGACUUAGAUCGUCAUGACAAUGAGAUGACUCUGCGUCUGGACGGCGGGGGAGGACGGCGCGAGGUAACGGGAUCGCCGGGUCGCAGUCGGGAGAUAGUUAUUGAUCCUGCUGUGGUGAUGCUGGGCAACUCAUUCCCCUCAGGACACAACAAGAGCUUCCAAGGCUGUAUGCGGGACUUGAGACUCAAUGGGCGGUUUAUUCCUCUGGACGGUCAGGCUAGAGAGGGAGUGUCAGUGGUCAGUUCUCAAGGUGUCUCUCUGGGUUGUUCCUCUGACUCCUGCCGUAAAAACCAGUGUAGCCCCCCAUUUACCUGUGUGGACCUGUGGAGAAUCCAUGAAUGCAGGUGUCCCCCAGGUCACAUGGUCAAGGCAAACUCCACCGGCAAAUUUUGCGUGUACACGCUCUGUGCCAGCCGCCCGUGUCAUAAGGGUACUUGUGUGGCACAGUCUCCCUCUAAAUUCACCUGCCAUUGUCCAGAGGGCUACCGUGGGCCGCACUGCGAGGUGACACUGGCCAUCUACAGAGACGACGUGGGUCUCAGUUUCAGCUCCCUCUUUGCCAUAUGCAUCUGCUUUAUGGCCCUACUAGUGCUGCUGUUGGGGAUUUUCCUCUACACACGCUGGCGGAGCUAUAAGGGGCUGAAGGAGGGGGUGUAUCACGUGUCUGCACACCAUGACGGAUGGGAAGACAUCCGAGAAAAUGUGCUCAACUAUGACGAGGAGGGCGGAGGGGAGGAGGAUCAGAAUGCCUAUGACAUGGCAGAGCUCCAGAAGUCCCUGCAGCCCAGCCCGGCCCAGUCGGUGCAGUACAGCCGAUCGCUAGCCAUUCACCACCACCCUCCCUCCCAGCAGAAACAGCAACACUUUUGCCAACCUGAACCCCUCUCCAGAGUGGGUACGGCCACCACCACCACCUCCUCAGGAACCGCCACCAUUCGUAGGGAUGUACCCCCCUGCCGCUCUCCGGCUCAAGGCCAGACUGCAAAUCCCAGCCGAGCGGCCCAGCUGGCCCGCAAGAGCUUGUCGUUCUCCAGCCAGGACCUGGCACGCUACCUGUGUGAAAUUAUCCGUGAUGCCGACCAGCACCCGGAGACGGCACCCUUCGACUCCCUCCAGGUCUUCUCCACGGAGGGGGGCGGCUCGCUAGCCGGGUCACUGAGUUCCUUCAGCUCCGUUGGGCUGGAAGAGGGAACGGCGGCAGGUCACGAGUGUUUGAAAGAGUGGGGGCCGCGCUUUGAGAAGCUGAAAGCCCUCUAUGAGCGGGCCGAGGGCAGCGACCUCUAAAGUACUGCCAGUAAGUUCCUGCAGUGCAAGGAGAGGAGGGAGACCACUAAAGACUCGUCUGCAAACCUGAGGGAUUUUUAUAAUGCCUACAAUUCCUACACAUUGGCUUUAUCUGGCGAGUGACAUUUGGGACUCUCAAUGAGCAGCAAAUGGGAAGUGUUAAUCCAGGAAACGGCAAGCUGUGGUCAUGACAAACGGGCAUCUUUAUCAUGGUGACUUGCGGAUGACAAUGAUUUUAGUGGAACCAUUUGUUGUCUUUGUGACCGACAAUAGUGGAGGGCUUAGAACGUGUUUUAUAUGUUGGUAUGGUCUAUAUGUUCUUAAAUAAAAGUAAUACAGGAAAAAAUAAACUGCCAUGCUCAGAUGCGACUAGAAGGGGGUUUGUCCUUCUCUUUUUACGGGCCACUUUCUGAAAUCAGUUCGCUGCAUGUACUGUCAGGGUGGCCACUUGUGUUCAUCAAUCAUAACUUCAUACUUGGAUACUGUUGAUUUUUUUUCUAUUUGCUCAGCCCUCCACUUAGAUUCUAUUCACUCAAGGAUGAAAGAGGAUGUCUGCGGGGAAAAAAAGACCAAUAAAAACUGAAGAUGUGUGAAAAACGCUGAGGAAAAUGAAACUGAAAGCAGCCUUAUUGUUUGGCAUUUUAGGAGACAUUCCUUGGGAAUACAAAUUAUGUCCUCUCUUUCUCUCCAAAAAGGAGUGAAGGAACAGCGGGAAUACAAAUGUGGCUGGCAUGAAACGGAAAAUUUCUGUAGCUGAAAACUAUCGAAAACUCUCUUGACUCUCACGCUCUGCUAAGCGAUAGCAAUCAGAGUCUGCCAAACUAAAGGAUAGCCAUUAAGACAAAUGAAAAAUGUGUGUUGUUCCAUGUGAUCAACUCAAACGUGAUAUCGAGCUUCACUGAAGGAGCUUUCAGCACUGGAAUGAGCUUACAGUCCAGUUUGCCUCCUCCCGACAAUAUUGUAUUAUUAACCAAACCAGCUUACCCGUCAGCAUCAUCAUUUCCUGUUCUACUAUAAAUAAGUUCUUGUACUCCAUCACAUUAUUCGGCACUGCAGUGAACCAAAUGGACCUCAGCACCAGGUGCAUUCAGGAAGCGCUUUCAGACCCUGAGCACCUCCCGUGUAACAUGUUUAAUGGGCUUGUGAACGCAUGUGGUGAGGCUGCAUUGGGAGAAGGAAAAGCAAGGCAAGCUUUGGAAUAACUAAAAGUCUCCCCCCGUGAGGCCUCAAAGGCCAACCUUGUAUUUUAUGCAUUUUAAGGCAAUGUUUUUUGCCCUUCUUUCAUCAUUUCGGUUAUUUAUUCAUAUUUUUUUCUGGAGAAUGUUGUAUGUGGAGCAUGACAGGCUGGCUGAGGAGAGUGCAGCGAGUAGGAGUGCGUUAAAAGACAUCAGAGUGCUAAUCCUAAUGUGAACUGAUCGCUCACUGUCAUGCUGUGAACCAAAGGAUCAGGGGAGAUGGGAAACUCGAUGGAGAAAUCAUCACUCUUAUUACAGAUCUUAAAAAGUGCCAAUAUUUCCGAAGGCAGCAACAAGAGUAUAUAUAUAUAAAAAAAGGUUUUCAAGCUGAAGCUAUGAAAUAUAGCUGGGAGUGCAAUGCUUGUUAUUUCACAGAGUUAAAAAGAUGACAACAGGAUUGGCACUUGGAGUCAUCCUUGUAAGGGGAUUGGGAAGGAUCCAUUGUGAGGUGAGAGUAUUCAUGAAUGAAGCAUGAUGGGCUCUGUCUUUGAAUCACAGAAAUCCUUAUCUAAAGAACCAAUUCCUCUUUGACUUUAAACCAAGGCCACCUGUUUAUUUGUGUGGUGAAUAUAUACAGUACUCUAUUUUGUGAAAAUGUUUUUACCUCAUUUGUGCAUAUCAAAACAGAAGUAAUUGCUUUUUUAAAAUAUAUAAAGGGAUCUAAUUCUGUUUAAAGCCUUUUUUUCAUGUAUCUUUCUUUAAGUUGGUAAAAGUAUCUUGACAUUUUGUAUUUGCAUCCUUUGAAUUUAUUUAUUUUUUUCUAAAUAAAUGGAGUUCUUCUGUUACGGCUUGAUUAUAUAUUAAAUACUGCUAAAUUCAAAUGAAACAGCAGGGUUUUAAGUCUCUU